UACAAACAGUGUAUUUCAAUUUAACUCUCUUACCAUGAAUUUCAAUUUCAAAAUGAAUUUCUUUCUGCACUCUCUCCUCUCACCGACGGUGAUGAGCCUCCAUCGUUCCUCCAUCAUCGACUUUGCCGCCGCUCUUUGACCUCGUCGACCACUCGAUUCCAGUUCCAAUUCCGAUUUUGAGGUCUCCAUUUUUGCCUUAUCUCACCGCAACCAGUGCUCGCCGCCUCUCUUCUCCUUCUCUUCAAUCGGUUAGCUCCGUUCAAUUAGUUGUCUUUUUUCUUUUGGUUUCUUGUUUCUGUAGUGCAUUUUGCGUUCUUGAGUUCAAAGUGACUGUGUAACGUAUGAUAUUUCAUUGUCCUUUUCCAUUUUUGCUGGGUUCUUGACUUCUUCCACAGAUUGACUGUGUAAUGUAUGUAGUAUGAGCCAGCCACCCCUUUUUUUUGGUUCCUUGUUUCUGUAGUGCAUUUUGCGUUCUUAAGUUCAGAUUGACUGUGUAACGUAUGAUAUUUCAUUGUCUUUUUCCAUUUUUGGUGGGUUCUUGACUUCUCCCACAGAUUGACACUGUAACGUAUGUAGGAUGAGCCAGCCCCCCCUUUUUUAUGGUUCCUUGUUUUUGUUUCUGUAGUGCAUUUUGCGUUGUUGAGUUGAUUUUUUUGGGUUUUUCUCCUUUCUGUAGUAUCAUCACUUGUUUGGGCUCUUGUUUGUGUGGGUGGGUUUUUCUUCCAUCGUCAUACCCAUUUUUCUUUCUGAAAAUUCUCCAGCUUUUU
Messenger RNA from Rubroshorea leprosula, 767 nucleotides. The record is from the annotation of a GenBank genome assembly. NCBI's taxonomy places the organism in Eukaryota, Viridiplantae, Streptophyta, Magnoliopsida, Malvales, Dipterocarpaceae.